Protobothrops mucrosquamatus (brown spotted pit viper) is the source of this 1880-nucleotide messenger RNA. It is a transcript of the gene GPR161, whose product is annotated as G protein-coupled receptor 161. Gene Ontology annotation, biological process: G protein-coupled receptor signaling pathway. Gene Ontology annotation, cellular component: membrane; recycling endosome. The transcript is spliced from 6 exons. The coding region runs from base 113 to 1675 and encodes 520 amino acids. NCBI's taxonomy places the organism in Eukaryota, Metazoa, Chordata, Lepidosauria, Squamata, Viperidae. Gene Ontology annotation, molecular function: G protein-coupled receptor activity. The record is from RefSeq and is a predicted model, not a curated record.
AAGUUUAAAGGACAAAAAGCAAAUGUAUAAAUCAAUGUGCGGAGGUGAUGGAAGCAAAGAUGGCUUGCAAGGAUAGAAAGCAGAUGCUCAGCAUGUCUUGGUUGCUCUGACAAUGAGCAUCAACUUGUCCCUCAGUAAGGAGAAUGCCUCAGAAAACCUCACACUGCUGGAAGAGGGAGCAGGCAGAAUCGCCGAGUCAAUUGCUAUCAUCAUUAUUGCUAUUUUCAUCUGUUUAGGAAAUCUGGUGAUCGUCCUCACUCUUUACAAGAGGUCAUACCUGCUCACCUUAAGCAACAAGUUUGUUUUCAGCCUCACUCUGUCCAACUUCCUUCUUUCGGUGCUGGUGCUUCCUUUCGUUGUUACCAGCUCCAUCCGUCGGGAAUGGAUCUUUGGAGUUGUUUGGUGCAACUUCUCUGCCCUACUCUAUAUGCUCAUCAGCUCUGCCAGUAUGCUCACACUCGGAAUCAUUGCUAUCGAUCGAUACUAUGCUGUUCUGUACCCAAUGGUUUACCCUAUGAAGAUUACGGGUAACAGAGCUGUUGUUGCCAUAGUGUAUGUGUGGCUUCAUUCUCUAAUUGGAUGCCUUCCACCCCUCUUUGGUUGGUCAUCUUUAGAAUUUGAUCAGUUCAAAUGGAUGUGUGUAGCUGCAUGGCAUAAGCAGGCAGGUUACACCGCAUUUUGGCAGAUAUGGUGUGCUUUGCUACCAUUUAUAGUCAUGAUCAUUUGCUAUGGUUUCAUAUUUCGUGUGGCCAGGAUUAAGGCACGGAAGAUUCACUGUGGCAGCGUGGUCAUUGCUGCGGAAGAUACACAAAGGAAUGGGAGAAAGAACUCGAGUACUUCAACGUCCUCAUCAGGCAGCCGAAGGAAUGCUUUCCAAGGGGUUGUUUAUUCUGCCAAUCAGUGCAAAGCUUUGAUCACAAUUUUAGUUGUGAUUGGGGCUUUUGUUAUCACGUGGGGGCCUUACAUGGUGGUUAUCACGUCUGAGGCACUUUGGGGUAAAAACUGCAUUUCCCCUGCUUUUGAGACAUUAGCAACAUGGUUAUCUUUUACAAGUGCUAUCUGCCAUCCUUUGAUUUAUGGACUCUGGAAUAAAACUGUACGCAAAGAGUUACUGGGAAUGUGCUUUGGAGAUCGGUACUACAGAGAAUCAUUUGUUCAAAGGCAAAGGACAUCCAGAUUAUUUAGUAUUUCUAAUAGGAUCACAGAUCUAGGAUUAUCUCCACAUCUGACAGCUCUCAUGGCAGGGGAGCGGACGUUAGGACACAGCAGCAGUACAGGAGAUACAGGCUUCAGUUGCUCUCAGGAUUCAGGGACAGAUGUUAUGCUGCUUGAAGAUUAUAGUUCUGAUGGAAUCAAUCACCCACAUUGUGUUUACCCUCGUCGACGGAGUUCUGUAACUUUUGAAGAUGAAGUGGAACAAAUUAAAGAAGCAGCAAAGAACUCUAUCCUUCAUGUAAAGGCCGAAGUUCACAAAUCGCUGGAUAGUUAUGCAUCCAGUUUGGCCAAAGCAAUUGAAACGGAUGUGAGGAUCACCUUGUUUGGAGGAGAUGCCCUGUCUGGCUUUUUGUUCCCAGCACGAACUGUGGCAGGCAACAAUGCAAGCGCACGGCAUGGCGGCAGGAUUCACAUUGGACAAAAAAUACAACUACAAAGCAUUGAAGAAGGAAACACUUAAAAUUGCUUCAAUAAAACAAAUAGGAAAAAAAAUAACUAAAACUGAUGCACAGCCACGAUUCUUUGCAAGGAAAGCAAAACAGGUCCCUGUUUUUUAAGCAAAGCUUUAAAGAAUCAUCUUAAUGCAAUAUUACAAAACAAAGUAACUCAAAAUAUUGGGAAAUUGAAAGUAUGAAAGGGUUCACUGAUCCCUAAAUAAUAAAGUA